AUGUCGACUCCAAGACCCCGCGGUCGUCCAAAGCGGACGUCAACAAACAAUGAUGAUUCAACAACUCAGACAAUACCAACAGCUCUAGACAUACAACCUAUGACCCCUCGAUACACAACUUUAACUCCCUCCGCCCUCCGCUCGGCAAAUCGGCGGACUCCUCGCGCGCCAUUGACACCAUUCGGGCUUCGUGCAAUGCAGCGCCGUACUGCGAAUACGCCCGGUCGAGAUCGGAGAAGGAGUACACGCGGUCCGCAACGCGAAACAGCUUUUGAUAUCUUGCGCAAUCUUGGUCGAACACUCGCGCCAAUCUCGAAACCAAUUCAAUCUUCUCCCCAAGAAGAGCGAAGCCCGACUCCGGAGAGUUCGUCGGAGAUAGAAGAUGAAACAGUAUACCUUGACCGAGAACCGCUGCCAGAACGUCCGCGUCUUUCACUCCCCCUUCGCGCUGACAGCGGAACGAGUAGCGAUGGCAGUCCUGAUAUGCCUCCGCCACGACUUUCUCUGCAAUUCGAUGAAGACGAUAUCACACAACGCUCUGUAGAAUAUCCGCGACGAGCUAUAAGUGACAAAGAUCGACAACGGCUAGAAAGAAUGAGUUUUGGCGAUGUCAGGAUGAGUGAGAAUUUCGGCGAUCUCACGCGACUUGAUGCAUUUUCAGAGGCGGGAGAUAUUACUGGUCUUGUUCAAGGGGCCGAUGAUGAGGAUAUGGAGCAGACGCAGCUGGAUGAAGCUGCUUUUGACGCAGGUGGCGAAACUGCGGACCUGGGCCGGUUUAAUCUGGAGUUCAAUUUUCCGAGUCCUGUUGCUCCAGCAGCAGAUCUCGAUGACGCCUUACCAAAUGAUGAAGAUGAUUUCAUGCUUCAAACCGAUCAAGGCGAAAUUCCAUAUCCAUCCUCAGAUGAUGACGCAGCAGAUGGUUUCACUGGCUUUGAGGUCAAUAUCCCAGAUCAAAUAUCCGAAGCCGGCACCACAGGGACCGCCGAAGCUGGGGCUGGUGUUGUCGGCGGCGGCCUUCGCGACGAACCAUCUAAGCGAACGCGAAAACAGAAGAAGCUCUCAAGACACGGCAUCCCAGUCCCAUUGCUACCUACAGGCGUCGUAAAAAGAUUAGCAACCCGUUUCGCGCGAACAGGAGCUGGCAGUAAAGCCAAAAUCAACAAGGAGACGCUAGCUGCAAUUGAGCAGGCUUCAGAAUGGUUCUUUGAGCAGGCUAGUGAGGAUCUCGCGGCGUAUUCUAGGCAUGCGGGGAGGAAGACUAUUGACGAAAGUGAUGUUGUGGCUUUGAUGCGUCGACAGCGUCACGUUAAUAGUACGAAUACGGUGUUCUCAUUAGCGCAGAAACAUUUGCCGAAGGAGCUUUUGCAGGAUAUUCGACUGGGUCUGCCGCCUUGA
Molecule: messenger RNA, 1395 nt
Organism: Talaromyces amestolkiae
Lineage: Eukaryota; Fungi; Ascomycota; Eurotiomycetes; Eurotiales; Trichocomaceae
Exons: 5
Coding region: 1-1395 (464 amino acids)
Biological process (GO): resolution of meiotic recombination intermediates; replication fork processing
Cellular component (GO): Fanconi anaemia nuclear complex; FANCM-MHF complex
Molecular function (GO): chromatin binding; protein heterodimerization activity
Source: RefSeq, a predicted model, not a curated record